This is a messenger RNA of Cuscuta epithymum, 2760 nucleotides long. Lineage: Eukaryota; Viridiplantae; Streptophyta; Magnoliopsida; Solanales; Convolvulaceae. The record is from the annotation of a GenBank genome assembly.
CGAGUGAUGACAGCUUUGAGAUAUGGGGCGCCAACGCCGAAGAAUGCGGUAAGACGCCCACCGCACACACGGACCCACUCCCCACGACACAUUUCUUCGCGCGCCGAUACCUCUUCCUUUCCUGCGGUUAAAUUCUUCUCCUCAUUUCCACUCCCCUAUUUACCGCGCUGCUAUGCUUGGCCGACAUUUGAGUUUCGAGCUCAAUCUGCUGCUUCUAGCGCACUCGAUCACCACUGAUUCAUCACCGGCAUCUGAUUAGAUGAGCGUGGCCUCUGGAGGCGGAUCUCCGCCGUCGGAGUCAGCCGAGCCGCUGUACUCCACUGAGAAGAUAUCGGUGUGGUGGGACAUAGAGAACUGCCAAGUCCCCAGGAACUUCGACCCGCACGUUAUCGCGCAGAACAUUAGUUCGGCUCUGGUGGCGAUGAACUACUGCGGCCCUGUUUCCAUUUCCGCCUACGGUGACACUACCAAGCUCUCUCCAUCACUUCAACAUGCCCUGAAUAGCACCGGCAUCUCCCUCAACCAUGUCCCAGCAGGUGCUAAAGAUGCUAGCGACAAGAAGAUUCUUGUGGAUAUGCUAUUCUGGGCAGUGGACAAUCCCCCUCCUGCAAAUUAUCUGUUAAUAUCUGGCGACCGGGAUUUUUCAAAUGCUCUCCACCAGUUACGAAUGCGUAGAUAUAAUAUUCUUCUAGCACAACCUCAAAAAGCCUCGCCAGCUCUUGUUGCUGCAUCAAAAAGUGUAUGGCUAUGGACAAGUCUUAUAUCUGGAGCUCCACCUCUUACUAAUACUGAAUUAAAGCAAUUAGUGGUGCAAGUUGGCAUUUCAACCCAUUUAAAUCAAUCUUCGAAUACAUUCCGUGAAAGUCCUCACCACUCGAAUCAGAAGUUCAUCAACAUGGGAAAGGGUUCAGAUGUUAAUUCUAUGGGCAAACAAAUCCGAAGAAAUACUUAUCUACCUAGUAGUAUGCCAAGAACUUCAAAUGCAACAGUACAAUAUCAAUGGUACCCUAAAAGUUUCAAUGAUUCUCAAGAUUUAUCUUCUGCUGCUCCUAAUUCAGGAAUUAUUCCUUCGAGUGGAGUUCAGCCUGCUCCAAAUAUCAGUAACCCUGUGUCUUCUUCAAUCAAUGUGCUUAAUACACCAAAACAAUACCAAAGUUCUCCAACAAUGCCAAUAACGCCAAACGUGCCACCAGCACCUCCAAAAGGUAAUCCAUUUCCACCCCUUCCACACGCCCGCCCUGCACAAAAGAUUCGUACCAUUCCUCUCUUUGAACCAAGGAGAGGAGUAGAAGAGGUUAAACCAGUUCCAAGUAUUAUAUCUUCUGACCUUAUAAACUUAAACGAGUCUCAGAAAGCAAUUAGUAGCCUGCAUAAGCAAUCAUCAAUAUACAGUGAUAGAGAUUCUUACAGUCACCCAUUCUCUGGGAAAGAUACUCCGCAUUUGUCUUCUUCCACAAACCCUUGCAACAAUGUGCAGAACCUUGGGGAUGUUAUGAUACAUACGUUGGACACUCUAAAAAGGGAGAAGCUUAUGCCAACGGAAAUGAACAUAACUGAUUGUAUUCAUGCUGCAGGUCCAGAUUAUCGCAACAUUGAUGUUAAGAAGGCUCUUGAGAUUGCACUUAAAAAUCAAAUUGUAGUAAUGCAAAACUUAGGAUCUUUAGAACUAUAUGUCCGCAAGAAUGGUAAAUUGUGGAAGUGUGUCAAUCCCCUUGAUGGAAAUCUAGAGGAUUAUUCAACAGAAAUAUGGGAUAAAGUUCAUGAAUUCAUGUCAUCUUCAACUGGAAAAUCUGCUCUGAGCGCUACCCAAAGCAGGUAUGAAGCAGCUACCGUUAUAAAGGAGAUGUGUUUUAAAGAACUAACUGUAGGUGAAGUUCUUAAAAUCUUACACGUGGUUAUAAAUAUCAAGAAAUGGAUGAAACCUCAUCCAUCAGGAUGGCUGCCAAUUAGGAUUGCUAUUGCAUAGACUAACGCUACAUAAAUCUGGUCCAGGAGGGCCUACUAUACUUAACUCUCUUAUUUGGAGCAUAAGCUAGUAAAAUUUUGACCCUCAUCCAUGUUUUAGUGAAAAUCAAUUAGUAAGUGUUACUUCAACAGUUAGAGCAAGUGCAUUGUGUUUUGGAGGUUUGGCAACUAUUAGACAGCCUAGUCGGCAGUGAACAGGAGAAUCCAGAGGUUGAAUAGAAGGGUAAAAAUCACUCUUGAUAAGCUACCAUCCAACAAUAGCUGGAAAUCACUAUAAUGGAAUUGUUUAUAAUGGAAAUCACUACAUGGAGCAUAUAAGUCAUGUUUUUGAGUCAUACUAAAAAUAUACUCGUGGGUUUGUUUUGGUAAAAAACAUCAAAUAUUGGAAUCUUGUUAGACAUGUGUUCUGCAGUUAAACUGCAAUUUCUGUUACAAGAUUAUCUCUGUGGAAACAUUGGAGGACAUGUUGAGUUGGUGACUGCACCCGAAUGGAGAAAAAAUCAUCUAUGGAUAUGUCAUCUUCUGAAUGUUAAGAUGCUUGAGCAGGUUAGGGCCGACCACAAUUCGGUUUGUUAUUGAACAUCCGAGAUUUACUGAUUGAAAGAAGUUAUAGAGGAAUAGUUGUAGUAUGUUGAACAUUGAGAUUGAUAUUACUAAGAAAAAUGGAUGCUUGGUUUCUUUUUGCAUUUUGAAUCCCUUCUGAUUUUUAUAGAUGUCUUGUAACAUAAUACACCUCAAACUGGCUUUAUGGUUUCACUUCACACUUGCAUUGAAGAGUAAGAGUGUAAGACCUCC